Penicillium robsamsonii is the source of this 2547-nucleotide messenger RNA. RefSeq lists its product as uncharacterized. The transcript has 4 exons. The record is from RefSeq and is a predicted model, not a curated record. NCBI's taxonomy places the organism in Eukaryota, Fungi, Ascomycota, Eurotiomycetes, Eurotiales, Aspergillaceae. Bases 1 to 2547 code for a protein of 848 amino acids. Gene Ontology annotation, biological process: eisosome assembly.
AUGGCGACUGUACAAGUGACUCGCCCGUCCCGGCUAGCAGAUGAUGCCGCGACUGCUGCUCUAUAUGUGACACACCCUGAACGCAAGGCAUCUCUCCGCGCCCCGACCGCCAUCAAAAGCCAAAACUUAAACACACACACGGUCGGUGGUACUCGAAAGCUCAGCCACGCCUCCGCUGCAUCCGUUAUCGCACACGCAAAUCGUAAACCUGUCGAAGUAUGGCAGCCCCCGGCGAGACAACCUGCCGCCGAGAAGGCUGCACUAUGCGUGAAGGACUACGCUCUGCCCCAGCAACCUAAACCCACCACCCAGCACAGCGCGGAGGGGAUGGGAGCUGCGGCGCUAGCUGUGCGUGAGCAGAGAGCCUCGGUGAGCCAGGCCUCUGCAUCCGCUGCCAGACGUGGCAGCUCAAUCGACCGUUACCACCAUACAGCCGUUGGCGGUAACCCGAAAGACAAGGCGCUGAAGGCUGCAUCGGGCGCCUACACCUCACGAAAGAGAGCCGACUCGGCACCCAGUGACGCGGGGGUUACCUCCGAACUUCCAUAUGACCUUUCGACCGGCGCAACACGAUAUUCCCGCGUGGAAGAGGAAGACCCCCUUGACCACUUAGACCCUGCUAUGGAAGCAAGCCGGGUCCGACAUAUGUCUAACACUGACCCGAAAUUGUACACUUCAUCGCCACCUGUUCGACUCGGAAAGGAAGAACAAAACAUGAACUCCCAGCGCGCUGCUGCUAUCUCAAUGGCAAAGGACAUGUACAAAAUCACCGCAGCCAAGCAACAAACUGGCGAAUCUCCCGCCGUCCGAGCAGCCCAAAAGGGCCAUAGUCAACUGGGCUACCGCAAGACGGUAUCCACCGCAGAUGGGACUGCUCUCCGGCGUGCGAUUGCCCUACAAGAGGCAGCACAAAAGCGAGCUGCCGAGAAGCUGGCGCUUAUGCAGGAUGAGCACGCAGACUACCAGCUGUAUUAUGGCACCGCACCUCAACCACAACGGUCGCUCUUAACCACCCGCCGCAAGAGAACUUCAAGCGAUACGGAUUCCGCUCAGACUGACGCAGAGAAGUCGCGGCAAAUCCGGAACCAGAUGACCAGCCUGCGGACCAAGAUGGGCCAAGUAGAGGACCGUCAGACACAGGAUCGUGAAUUGCUUAUGCAGGCUGCCCGCCGCAAUGUGGAACGAACCCUCCAAGACAUGGAGGCGCGAGUUUGCGCGGACACCGGUCGCGCUCCGGCUUCCGUACAGAGGGGGUGGGAUGAAGUUGCCCAGGAGCUCGUGCGACAGGAGGCACAAGACUUUGAAGGGGUUGGCACCCAAGAGGAUCGAGUGAACAUCGGCGGCCAAACGUAUAUGGACAUGGCCGACGUCGACGCUGUCGCUCGGUCUCGCCUCCAGCCGGCUCUUGAUGAGAUUGCCGAUAAUGCCGAACAACGGAGGGCCAAUGAGAUCGAAGCCCGCCUGGAUGCUGAGGAAGAGCAGAGACAUGCUGCCGUGGAGCGUGAACGCGAGGCUGAUACGAGAGAAGUAGAGAAACAACUGAGAGAUACAAGCAAGCGCCAAAAACCCGAGAGGAAGAUUCCCAAAUUCUUCUUGUGGAGGAAGAAGGGCAAGCGAGCUCGUGUUGAGGAAUCCGAGACCGAAGAGGCUCGAGCUGUCUCGCCUGCCGCCCAGGGAGGUGUAUUAGAGCAGCCCCCGACUACAGCCGCAGACAACACUGCCUCGACGGACACCAUCCCCGAGCAAGCUUCUGUUCAGCCAGAGCCGACGGACACCGUCCCCGAUGAAGCCUCUGUGGAAACAGAGACAGUCACUCCCGCAAGCGUUGUCGCCCUUUCGGUCCCGGAGGCUGAACCUUCAAGGGCCGACGAAAAUGAUGUGCCCGCGGCAAUCCCACGGCGGCCGACACAAAGCCAAACCGAGCCCCUGGAGCUCGACCAGCGAGAGGCAACUGCGUCCGGACCAGCGGUUGUGCACUACUUCACGCCACCAGUCUCAAGCCCGCGCGCCGACACUAAGCUCAAGAACUGGUUCCGCGACCGUCUCGUUCGCCGCUCCAGUACCCCAGUUCCCAUUUACCCCCAUCAGCCAGCUCCGGAGUUUAACACAGACAGCGAGCCCGCCUUCCAAGGUGGCGCCUCUCUCACCGGCCGCGACGAGCCUCGCGGGGCAGCACUUGCCUCACACCCUAUAAGCGAAACUAUCCCGACCCACAACAGGUCUUCCAGCUACUACAGCAACAGCUUUGAUGUGAGCAAGAUUAACAGUGCUGACUCUGCCUCGGGGUCUAUCAGGCAAAAUGGCAAUGGCAAGAAGAGGAACCGUCUGAGCAGGACGUUCUUCAAGACCGUUCCCGAUAACCAUGAUGAGUCGAACGAUGAUGACUCGCGUCGUGACUCGGGGAUCCAAUCUUCGUCUCAGGAUGUCGAGGGAACUGAUGCUCAGAGUCUGCGGGAUAGUGCUAAUGACCAGGGUCUUGCUGUACCACCUACUAUCGGCGAGACGGAGAGCGGAAGAAGAGAAUCUCGAUUCUCCGAGAUUCUGUGA